ACGUGAAAAGUUUAUUAGGAAAACUUGACGAACCAACGUGAAUAUGUGACAGUGAAGAUGAAGAAGGUCUGUAUGGUGGCUCCCAUGUUCUCCGCACACCAUAAGCGGACACAGACUGGGGAGACCACCGAGAGGAGAUGCAAGCAGGACUCCAGCAAGAGCUAAUGAGCUAACAAUAGCAAUCAAGCAGGAACUGUACGUUGAACUUUUACCCACACCUGUUGUUCAAGAUAAACAGUAAAAGUUUUUGACCUUUGUAUCAUGACGACUCCACCCGUACAUAAGGAUUUCAUCUUGCUCUCAUACAGCAAUGAGGACAUAAACUUCCAAGAAUGACUUCUAAACCAGGAUGAGAAAACAGACAGACAUCAGAAGUCAGAGAUGAUGUUUGAUUGAAGACUAAGGACAGACACGGAGGAGAGAACAGAGUAUAAACAUGUCAAGCGCUGACACCAGAGUGAUUUUUGCCCACAAUCCUCCUUGCAGAAGAAGAUGGAGCAAAGAAAACCCCCCUAUGAUGAGGAUUGUUCUGCUGGGGAAGAGCGUGUCAGAAAACAGUCAGAUGGGAAACUUCCUGUUGGGACGUGCAGCGCUUGACAGUGAAGCUCCUCCAGGUGUUGUAGAGAGAGUUGGAGGAAGAUUGAAGGACAGACAUGUGAUGGUCAUCAACAGUCCUCAGCUGCUCCAGACACAUCUGUCACUCCGUCACAUCACACAGACAGUGAAAGAGUGUGUGUCUCUGUCUGAUCCAGGACCUCAUGUGAUCGUUCUGCUCCUCAAACAUGAUCAGUGUUCAGCAGAAGAUCAGGAGUGUGUGGAGAAGGUGCUGGACUCUUUCUCUGAGAGGGUUUAUCAACACACCAUGGUGCUCACCACACAAGAGCCCACUGAAACCAAUGACAUCCUACAGAAGAUCAUUCAGAAAUGCUUCAACAGACACUUCAGUCUUCAGAGAAGAAGCUCUCCUGAUGAUCUUCUGCAGAUGUUUGAGGACAUUGUGAAAAUUAAUAAUGGAUGUCACCUGGAUUGUGCUGAAGCUUCACAGUAUUUCUCAAUGGAGCAACAAGCCACAGAAAGACUUUCAGAGGGUGUGAUGCUGAAUCUGGUUGUGUGUGGAAGUGACAGGACAUUAAAAUCCUCCAUAUCAGAGCUGAUCCUGCAGCAGACAGACAGAAAAUCAGAUGUGGAUCUUCAUAGACGUCAGAUCCGUCUGGUGGAGCUUCCAGCUCUUUUCAGCACUCGUCUCUUAGAGGAGGAAGUGAUGCGUCUGACUCUCCGCUGUGUGUCUCUCUGUGAUCCUGGAGUUCAUGUUUUCCUCCUCAUUAUUCCUGACACUCCACUGACUGAUGAAGACAAAGCAGAAAUGGAGGAGAUCCAGAGGAUAUUCAGCUCCAGAAUCAACAAACACAUGAUGAUCCUCAUAAUGCAGAGUUCAGAGCAUCAGACAGCAGAACUCGAUGAAGAAACACAGUCUGUCAUUGAGAGUUUUGGAGGACGACAUCAUUUCUUUGGUCCCAACACACAAGUGUCCACAUUGAUGGAGAACGUUGAGCAGAUGCUGGAAGAAAACAGAGGAGAGUUUUACUCCACAGAGACAUUUCUGGAGGCACAGAUGAAAAAAUUACUGCAAUUUGAAGACAUGAAGAAGAAAAUUAAUUCACUGGAGACACAUUUACUGUCACCAGAGAGUGAAGAUGAUGUGAGGAUUGUGCUUCUGGGAAAAACUGGAGUUGGGAAAAGUGCAACAGGAAACACCAUCUUAGGAAGAGAUGCAUUUAUAGCAGAAACAUCUCAAGAGUCAGUCACUAAAGAGAUUCACAGGGAAACAACGGAAAUCAAAGGCCGACUUGUUACUGUGAUCGACACGCCAGGACUAUUUGAUCUUGAACUUACUAAUGAGGAGAUCCAGAGAGAAAUCAGCCACUGCAUCUCCAUGAUCCUGCCUGGACCACAUGUGUUCAUCAUUGUGCUCAAUUUAGGACAAAGAUUCACUCAAGAAGAAGCUACAUCAGUGAAGAUCAUCCAAGAUAUGUUUGGUGAGAAAUCUUUAAUGUACACCAUGGUGCUCUUCACCAGAGGAGAUUAUCUGAAGAACAAAAAAAUUGAACAGUGUUUGGGAAAACCUGGAUCUCCUUUGAUGAAUCUGAUUGAAGCGUGUGGAAACAGAUACCAUGUGUUCAAUAAUAAUCAGACUGGAGACCGAACACAGGUGUCUGAUCUACUGGAGAAGAUAGACAACAUGGUGAGAGUGAACGGAGGGAGUUUCUACUCAUGUAAGAUGUUCAGAGAGAUGGAGAGAGAGAAACAAGAACAACAAAUGAAGAUCCUGAUGGACAGAAUCAGAGAAAAAGAAGAACUGAUUAAGAAACAUGAAGAAGAGAAAGAGAGAAUGAAGAUGAUGAUGAAAGAAGAAAGACAGAAUCAGAAGAAAGAGAAAAAGAGAAGAGAAGAAGAACUCAAAAGAGAAAUAAGAGAACAAGAGAAACACCAGAGAGAGAUACGAUAUGAGAUGAGACAAGAACGAGAGAUAUUUAAACAUGAAAUAGAAGAAAUGAGGCAAGAACACGAGAAGUUAAAAACAGAAACAGAAAAACUUCAGAUCAAAUAUGAGUCUGAAAUAGACAGACUGAUGAAUGAGAAUGAGAGAAAGAAAAGAGAAAAAGAGUUUAAUGAAAGAGAAGCUCAACAAAAGACUUUUGAAGAGAAACUAAAACUCCUUGAAGAACAAAAUGAAUAUGAACUAAAGAGAAGACAAGUGGAGAGGAGAGAGGAAAAUGAAAGACAGAUAGAGGAUAUGAAGAUGAUCUGCUCUGAAACUGAUGAUUUACUACAGGUCACAGCUUACAGGAAACUAGAGACCGAAUACAGCAAGUGGUCCUGGAGGCUUUACAGGGCCAUGAUUGAAACUGAGAACAAACUCUACAACAAAACAGAAAAUGAAGCAAUUCAAGAAGUUAAAGAAACUGAUCUUCAAAGAGAACUGAAGAAGACAAGUGAAGAAGUGGAAAAAUCAAUGUCUGAAUUCUUUGAGAAAGACACAGAUGCAGAUAUACUGAUUCAGUGGAAAACAUUAUUUAAAAUCAAAAUCAAAAAGCAUCAGGAUAAAAUUGUGAGAGAAACAAAGAGGAAAUUAACUGAGAUUCUUCAGCAGCGAGAUCUGAAGAAAAAGAUUGAUGAUCAGAGGACACAUCAUGAAAACACUCUCUAUGAAAAGAGCAAAGAACUUGCCUUAAAACUCAAAGACAAAACAAAUGAUGAACAAACACUGAAGAAAGAGUUUGAUUUGUUUUGGGAAAAUUUGAAAAUCUUCAGUGAAGCCAUUGAACCUGUAAGAUAUAUUGAGAAGAAGAGAGAAGAGUACUAUCAUAUUUUCCAGAAAUACUGUCAUGGAGCAACAUCAGUUGUCAUUUUUGGUGAGAUCAUCUGUCAGAAACUUAAAGAGCCCAUUGAGCAGAGUGUCUACAAGAAGACUGCCAGAGAUCUGACGGAUGAAAUGAUGACAAACUGUGAAUCACUGAAUGGAAACAGAUCAAAUCUGGAGAAACACAUCCUGAAGACACUGGCAGAAGAGGAGGAUUUUGACAAAUACAUGAACUACAUUCAUAAACCCAGAGAUCACUUCAAGAGUUUCAUCAGAGAUGAAGUCAGUCGGUACAUCACUGAUAAGUUCAGUGUCAAUGUUUUACCCAAGAUGAAGAAGAACAUUGAACUCCUGCAGCAGAAGAUCAUGAAAGCAGCGCAUGAAUCUACUGAACAUGUUCAAGAGAACAGAGGAGAUGUUGGUUUGUGGUUGAUGAAUUUCACACUGCAGCUCUCAGAUGUGCUGAUCUUCUCUGAAAAAGACCUCAGAGGAGUGAGACAUGAUGAUGAUGAUGAUGAUGAUUUCAAACUUCUAGAAGAUGUGAUAAGACAAGAACUUCCUGCUAUAAUGUCUGAUAUCUGCAGUAGAUUCAACACAGAUAUAUUUGAUGAAAAGCUUUACCUCAAGUUCAGGCCAAAUGAGAUUCUGACCGAUCACUUCUGUCGGUACUGUUGGGUUCAGUGUCCGUUCUGUAAAGCCAUCUGCACCAAAAACAUGGAACAUGAUGGAGAACACAGUGUUCAUAUCCACAGAGUGAGAGGAGUUAAUGGCACAUAUUACCGUUCAACACAGAAUCUCUGUUCUGAUAUUUGUACAAAUUUAGUUUUAAGUGAUCAGUAUUUUAAUACAUCAGAAGGAAAGUUUCCAUAUAGAGAUUACAGAAGAGCAGGAGGAGAUUAUGCCAUCUGGAGAAUCACCCCUGACCUCUCUGAACUGCCCUACUGGAAGUGGUUUGUGUGCAGAUUCCAGAAAGAUCUGGAAAAAUACUACAAUAAAACAUUUGAGAGUUAUGGUGAGAUUCCAGAUGAAUGGAAAAAGUACUCAAAACAUGAAGCUAUUCAGAGUUUGGCUCAAUAUAUCUGACCCUUAUGUCUCAUCUCAGAUUCUCUUAAGAUCACAGGUUGAGACACAGUAAGACUCUGAACUCAUCUAUACCUCAUCACAGAGAACAUGAAGCGUACGCUGAAUACAAGCUGGUAAAGAACAUAUUCAAUCUAAAAGUGUUCUGGCUCCAGAUUCACAGAAAUCUUUUUAAGAAAGAAGUUAGGAUAAAUUCUAAAACAUUCAAAGUUUUCAAAUAUUCUCAUAAGUACAUCUUUUUUUUUUCUUCAUAAAAAAUUGUAUGCUUUGGUGUUAUUUUAAAGGCUGGUGAUUGCUGAAAUGAAAAGCAUCUUAAUUCUUUUAGAAAUGAUUACUGUAGUUAUCAUAAUUAGCACACAGACUAUUUUGGUUGUGACAUUUUUAAUAGGAGUUGUGGUUGGUUGUGGUUUAAUGGGAGUGCAUCACUCAGUGUUAUGUUAAAAUAGUCAUCUUGGGCCACAGGUCUGGAAACACCAUGGAUGGACGUCUAGUCAAUCGCAGGGCUCACACAAACAAACACAUUCACACAAUUUGGUGUCUCCAUUUGACCUAUGCUUUGGUUUGUGAGGUAAACCAGAGCACAUGGAGGAAACACAGGGAGAACAUGCAAACUCCACACAGAAAGGCCUCAUAGCUGAGCUGGCGCCAGUGCACUCACUACACACCCACUAUAGGUGGAGAGAAGAGAGAGUAAUCGAGCCAAUUCACUGGUUGGGGAUUAUUAGGAGUCCACGAUUGAUAAGGGCAAUGGAGGGAAUUUGGCCAGGACACUGGGUUAUACCACUACUCUUUACAAGAGGUGCCAUGGGAUUUUUAAUGAUCACAGAGAGCCAGGACCUCAAUUCUCAGUCAUUUGAAGGAUGGUGAUUGUUACAGUAUAGUGUCCCAGUCACAACACUGGGACGUUGGGACCCACACAGACCACAGGGUGAACACCCCCUGCUGGACUCACUAACUCCACUUUCAACAGCUACCUAGUUUUCACAGGAGGUCUCCUAUUCAUGCACUAACCAGGCUCAACACUGCUUAGCCUUACGCCGGGCACACACUGCAUGAUUUUUAAAGUCUUGGGACCGCUGUUCUUCUCACACCACAUGGAUGUCUGGAAUACCACUUAGUUGCUGUUGUGUGCAAACUACAUGAUGGAUUAGCAACAGGGUCACACAUUACACAACUUUUCAAUAGGAAGAAUCAUCCACAACUCUGUCUGGUUAUGAACCUAGAUCAGCAAUGAACAAAGACCAUUUUCAGUCCUUUCAGAUAAUUUACCCUAGAAACAUUGCAUUUUUUUAACCUGCUUGAAUUUGAUCAGAAUGAGAUUUAACAGAUAUGCUUAUGUGUGAACAGUGCCUAUACAAUGCCAUCAUACCCUGUGAAAAUCGUUUGUAUUGACGCCGUUACAAACUGUAUGCUAAUUGUCAAUCAUCUUUAACAUCUCAAAAAAUGUGCUUUAGGGGGUAACAGACAAGCUUGUUACUAAGUCUUUUGUCUGCAGUUUUCUUCCUCAUAGGGGUGCUAUGGUGCCUAAAUGAGCUACUUAAGUAAAGGUGAGGCAGUAGAGGAAGUUAGCAUAGUAGCAGCAGUAGAAAGCAUUGCUUGACUGCAUAUGUGCUAUGUCCUGGUUGGGAAAUGUUCCAUUUCAAGCUCAGUUUAAAAUAAGGAUGUGUUUUCUUUCCUGUUAUUUAAAAACGUUAUUGAACUUGUUUGACGUUAUUGAAGCCCAUAUGGAUGUAAGCUUGUGGCUUUUGGCUUACUUAUGGCUUUACCGGAAGAGUCUGGAGCUUGAGAACUGUUAUUGUGUGGUGUGAAUUCAUCACCAAUAGUUGGAUUAUUUAUCGGCUAAGGGACAACUUCAAUUUUGGACAUUGUUGGAUGAACUUCCUACCCUCAAAUAAGACUCUCACACACAUCCAUUUUCACAUUAUUGAACUGUGCAACUUAAUGCUCAAUUUCUGCAAUGCACCUAUCCAUUACAUUGUUUUGUAUAAUGUGAUUGAUUGUCAUUUUCUUGUAUUUUCUUUUUGUGUGGUAAUAAUAUAUUUUUUUUUUUUUUC
This is a messenger RNA of Megalobrama amblycephala (Wuchang bream), 6495 nucleotides long. Its product is annotated as interferon-induced very large GTPase 1-like. The transcript has 8 exons. Bases 437 to 4444 code for a protein of 1335 amino acids. NCBI's taxonomy places the organism in Eukaryota, Metazoa, Chordata, Actinopteri, Cypriniformes, Xenocyprididae. Gene Ontology annotation, molecular function: GTP binding. The record is from RefSeq and is a predicted model, not a curated record.